GGAGCUCGAGUAGCCCUCUGGAGGUGGGGGAACUGAGAGCCGUGGCACUUUCACAUUCGGCCCACACAGAACUGUCCUCCAGGCUUCUGGGAACUCGGGGACGUGUAGCCCAUGUCGGGGCUGGAAGUGAUGGCCCGGUGAUGGGCUCUCUUUCAAGAGAGGGGGUUCCACCAGCGCAGAGAAGGAAUGGGCCAGUGGUGAGUUCUGGACUGCAGCUGCUGCCCCUGGACUCUGGCAAGAUGUCGGGCAAGAGCUAGGCUCCCUGGUCCACGCGGAUCCUGCGGGCACAUCUGUCCCCUGGGAGGCUCCUCUUGGAGAGCAAGAUGCUGGUCAACAGCACUGCUGUGUCAUUGGCCAGUGUGGCCUACAUCACUGUGGAGAUUCUCAUCGGGCUCUGCGCCAUAGUGGGCAACGUGCUGGUCAUCUGGGUGGUCAAGCUGAACCCCAGCCUGAAGACCACCACCUUCUAUUUCAUUGUCUCCCUUGCCCUGGCUGACAUCGCUGUUGGGGUGCUGGUCAUGCCUUUGGCCAUCGUCGUCAGCCUGGGUGUCACGAUCCACUUUUAUAGCUGCCUUCUCAUGACCUGCCUGCUGCUGAUCUUCACCCACGCCUCCAUCAUGUCCUUGCUAGCCAUUGCCGUGGACCGAUACCUGCGGGUCAAGCUCACGGUCAGAUACAGGAGGGUCACCACUCAACGAAGAAUAUGGUUGGCUCUGGGCCUUUGCUGGCUGGUGUCAUUCCUGGUGGGCCUGACCCCCAUGUUCGGCUGGAACGUGAAACUGACCUCAGAGUACCACCGGAACCUCACCUUCCUUUCCUGCCAGUUCCGUUCCGUCAUGAGGAUGGACUACAUGGUCUACUUCAGCUUCUUCACUUGGAUUUUCAUUCCCCUGGUUGUCAUGUGCGCCAUCUACCUUGACAUCUUCUAUGUCAUCCGGCACAAACUCAAUCAUAACUUCUCUGGCUCCAAAGAGACAGGUGCAUUUUAUGGACGGGAGUUCAAGACAGCCAAGUCUCUGUUUCUGGUUCUUUUCUUAUUUGCCUUGUCCUGGCUGCCUUUAUCUAUCAUCAACUGUAUCAUCUACUUUAAAGGUGAAGUGCCAGAAGUUGUGCUGUACUUGGGCAUCCUGCUGUCCCAUGCUAACUCCAUGAUGAACCCUAUCGUCUAUGCUUAUAAAAUAAAGAAGUUCAAGGAAACCUACAUUUUGAUUCUCAAGGCCUGUGUGAUUUGCCAGCCCUCUAAUUCCUUGGACCCAAGCACUAAGAAGCCUUCUGAAUAGUUCAUGAAAGAGGACCGUCCAUCCCAUUGACCUUGGGAUUCGACAACAACAAACACUUGAGGGUCUGUCCACCUGGGCCAACGGCUCACAUGUCUUUGCUGCCUUCCACUCAGGUGGGAAGCGUUUGGCUGGCUGCCUCCAAUUGCACCUUCCCUACGAUCUAAUUCAUUUUCUUUCUCGUCCUUCUUUUCGAUGUUCUGGAUAUCUGACUUGAGGACAGUGUUCUACUGCUACGGCUGCCUGUGCCCCUCCCUCCCAAACAGAAGUGAUGGAGUUUGAAGGAUGCCUCCACUGACAUCCUGACCAAAGGCGCCCAAUCAGGCUGGAUACAUACCCGAUGCUGACCCAGUUCUACUCCACCGUGGAACUAGGAGGACAACCCUGCUCUUGGCAGAUGCCUGCAAGAUGGUGGGAAUGCAAGGAAUGAACUGAGUUUAAGGGGGACUUAAAUUGCUGAACUCACUUGUCAGUGUAUUUGAGUAAAUAAAAGAGGAUAACUA
This is a messenger RNA of Sus scrofa (pig), 1780 nucleotides long. RefSeq names its product adenosine A3 receptor (gene ADORA3). NCBI's taxonomy places the organism in Eukaryota, Metazoa, Chordata, Mammalia, Artiodactyla, Suidae. Gene Ontology annotation, cellular component: synapse; dendrite; plasma membrane. Gene Ontology annotation, biological process: G protein-coupled adenosine receptor signaling pathway. Gene Ontology annotation, molecular function: G protein-coupled adenosine receptor activity. The record is from RefSeq and is marked validated.